Molecule: messenger RNA, 2316 nt
Organism: Maudiozyma barnettii
Lineage: Eukaryota; Fungi; Ascomycota; Saccharomycetes; Saccharomycetales; Saccharomycetaceae
Gene: PRP43
Product: DEAH-box ATP-dependent RNA helicase PRP43
Exons: 1
Coding region: 1-2316 (771 amino acids)
Cellular component (GO): spliceosomal complex; intracellular anatomical structure
Molecular function (GO): RNA helicase activity; RNA binding; ATP binding
Source: RefSeq, a predicted model, not a curated record
AUGGCAUCAAAGAGAAGACUGUCUGAGGAAAACCACGUUUGUCCGGACCCUGUGAAGACAUCCAUUCCAGAACAAGCUGCUGAAGUUGCAGAAGAACUGGCCAAAACUCAUCCUAUCAGAGAAGAAACACCUUUAGUGCAUCAUGAUGCUGGUGAGUUCAAUGGGUUGAUUCGUCACAAGACUACAGCUGAACAAGCUGAAAAAUUAGAAGAUAGUAACGUUAAUCCAUUCACUGGUAGAAAUUUUAGCUCAAAAUACUUUGAAAUUCUUAAAGUUAGACGUGAUUUACCUGUUCAUGCUCAACGUGCUGAGUUUUUAAGGAUAUAUCAAGAGAAUCAAAUUAUGGUCUUUGUCGGUGAGACUGGUUCUGGUAAGACUACUCAAAUCCCACAGUUCGUACUAUUCGACGAAAUGCCUCAUUUGGAAAAUACUCAAGUAGCUUGUACACAACCUCGUAGGGUUGCCGCUAUGAGUGUUGCCCAAAGAGUUGCUGAGGAAAUGGAUGUGAAACUAGGUGAAGAAGUCGGUUACUCCAUCAGAUUUGAAAAUAAAACCUCUAACAAGACCAUAUUAAAAUAUAUGACCGAUGGUAUGUUAUUAAGAGAGGCUAUGGAAGAUCACGAUCUUUCUCGUUAUUCCUGUAUUGUUCUGGAUGAAGCACAUGAACGUACUUUGGCCACUGAUAUCUUAAUGGGUUUAUUGAAACAAGUUGUCGUUAGAAGACCUGACUUGAAAUUGAUUAUCAUGUCUGCUACCUUGGAUGCCGAGAAAUUCCAACGUUACUUCUGUGAUGCACCAUUACUAGCAGUUCCAGGUAGAACUUUCCCAGUUGAAUUGUACUAUACUCCAGAAUUUCAAAGGGAUUAUUUAGAUUCUGCUAUUAGAACCGUUUUACAAAUCCAUGCUACAGAAGAUGCUGGUGAUAUUUUAUUAUUUUUAACUGGUGAAGAUGAAAUUGAAGAAGCCGUGAGAAAGAUUUCUUUGGAGGCAGAUCAAUUGGUUAGAGAAGAAGGGUGUGGUCCAGUGUCUGUGUAUCCAUUAUAUGGUUCUUUACCACCUCAUCAACAACAACGUAUCUUUGAACCAGCUCCAGAGUCUCAUAACGGUAGGCCAGGAAGAAAAGUCGUUAUCUCGACCAAUAUUGCCGAAACUUCUUUGACCAUUGAUGGUAUCGUGUACGUUGUUGAUCCAGGUUUCUCCAAACAAAAAGUUUAUAACCCAAGAAUUAGAGUCGAAUCUCUAUUGGUGUCUCCAAUCUCCAAGGCAUCUGCCCAACAGAGAGCUGGUAGAGCUGGUCGUACUAGACCAGGUAAAUGUUUCAGAUUGUACACCGAAGAAGCAUUCCAAAAGGAAUUGAUUGAACAAAGUUAUCCAGAAAUCUUGCGUUCCAAUUUAUCCUCUACGGUGUUAGAAUUGAAAAAACUUGGUGUUGAUGAUUUAGUUCAUUUCGAUUUUAUGGAUCCACCUGCUCCAGAAACAAUGAUGAGAGCUCUAGAAGAAUUGAACUAUUUAGCUUGUUUGGACAAUGACGGUAAUUUGACCGCGUUGGGACGUCUUGCCUCUCAAUUCCCAUUAGACCCUAUGUUAGCGGUUAUGUUGAUUGGUUCCUUCGAGUUCUAUUGUUCUCAAGAAAUUUUGACUAUUGUAGCUAUGUUAUCUGUGCCGAACGUAUUUAUUCGUCCACCAAAGGAUAAGAAACGUUCUGAUUCGUACAAGAAUAUUUUUGCUCACCCAGAUGGUGAUCAUAUCACUUUAUUGAAUGUGUAUCAUGCUUUCAAAUCUGAUGAAGCCUAUGAGUAUGGUAUUCACAAAUGGUGUCGUGACCACUAUUUGAAUUACAGAUCUUUGGCAUCAGCUGAUAAUAUUCGUGCUCAAUUAGAAAGAUUAAUGAUACGUCAUAAUUUGGACUUAAAUACUACAGAUUAUGAAAGUCCCAAAUAUUUUGAUAACAUCAGAAAGGCUCUUGCUUCAGGUUUCUUCAUGCAAGUUGCUAAGAAGAGAUCCAGUGGUAAAGGUUACAUAACAGUAAAGGACAACCAAGAUGUUCUAUUACAUCCAAGUACUGUCUUGGGCCAUGAUUCAGAAUGGGUCAUCUACAAUGAAUUCGUUUUGACCUCCCAGAACUAUAUCAGAACUGUGACUUCAGUUAGACCUGAAUGGUUGAUAGAGUUAGCUCCAGCUUACUAUGAUUUGGAUAAUUUCCAAAAGGGUGAUGUGAAGAUGUCUCUAGAGAGGAUCCAAGAAAAGGUCAACAGAGCCAAAGAACUUAACGACGUGAGAAAAGAUAAGAAACAAAAACAUAAAAGUAAACAUUAG